Thermothelomyces thermophilus ATCC 42464 is the source of this 8028-nucleotide messenger RNA. RefSeq lists its product as uncharacterized. The record is from RefSeq and is a predicted model, not a curated record. Lineage: Eukaryota; Fungi; Ascomycota; Sordariomycetes; Sordariales; Chaetomiaceae. The coding region runs from base 1 to 8028 and encodes 2675 amino acids. The transcript has 3 exons.
AUGGGCCAACCGACAGGUCUGAAGCGGCCGUCGCCACGACGGGCAACCCGUUUUGUGAUUCGAAACGCAUCUUCUAUGAAGUUACCGCAAUGUUUCGACCGCGGCGGACGCCGGGUCGCCCGGCCGGCGUGGGGAUUCAGCGUCACGGAGAGCAAGUUGAUUCACACCCGGUCCCUUAAGACGCUCGAGGCCAUCUCGUGCGCGCCCCUCUGCUGCUUUCUCGAACUUGGACGAGUCUGGAUCGCUGCUCGAAGGAGUCCACACGACACCAGCCAAGCGACGAUGAACCCGACAAAUCAUCCAUUAAACUUGAUCGAAUACGUUUGGCCCUGUGGCCACCAGGAGAAUGUUGAGGUCCAACCGGCUCCGGGGAUACCCUUUGUGCGGGGGCAGUUCUCCUUGCCCGUCGCGAAGUCGCCAGAGGAAUUCACCGAGGAGGAACGGAUAGGCGUGCCGGGCCGGCGGAAAUGUUGCCGGUGCUGGGCGACUUCCAGUCUGUUUAAGCCCCUCGAAGCGUGCAAGGAAUGCGACCACCCGUUCGCCGGUUGCCAUACAUGCAUGAUCGUCGAUUCUUCGGGGACGCGCGAGAUCGCGACUCUCGAACGCCGGCCGAUUGGCGAGUUCGACCAGACGCCCGAGUACUGGCGGUGCGGCACCUGCGAGCACGUCAACGCCUUCGAUAGGGAUGGGCCGAUCAACGGGUUUCUGGCCCCAAUGGUCCCCGAUUACAUGGAAGACAUGGAAUGCAGGAAAUGCGGUGGGCCCUUCACCGAAGACAGCUGGGUCAUCAACCCCUUCUGGGUCUACCUCGGGACAUGGAACGGCCGCGUUGUUGCCGAGGGCGGUCCAUGGCACUGGAGUCUGGAGUGGCAUCGUGACUGUGCCGGCGAGCAGCACACCAAAGAUGACUGCUACGGCACGCGGAAAAACGGAAGGAGGAGGCGAGAGAACCCCUGCGUCAAGAGGCAUUUUGCAGCAGAGGCCGCUCAAAAGAAGGGCCCCGAGGAACCCUCGGCUAAACCUCCCAUUCCGCCAGUCUUUGUUAUCGACACAGACCGCCAUUCGCUGCCGCCACCUUCCGCUGGAUUGACACCCUUUCCAGAAGACCACGAGUACGGCGAUAGCGACAGGGAGACCGUGCCGGAAGUCAGACAGGAAGGCCAUCUCCACCCCGACUAUCAGGCAGUUGGAACUGACCGGUUUACGAUUGGAGACUACGUCAGCGACGACUACGAGGAAGACAAUGGGGAAUACCAGGGAGAACGCGGCCUUGAAGACACCGGUGAUUAUCAAGAGCCCGACUUGGGUUCCUACUACGAUGCCCCGGCCGGGUAUGAGGAGGUGCUAGAUGAAAGUGAGCGGGCUGCGGGAGAUGAGAGGCCUUCCGACGCUGAGCUUCUGCACCACCCUGCACAAGGGGACAACUUUGCCGCAAACGACCACGAAGGCGACUCUUUCCUCCCUGGAGAGGACGAGGACUUUACAGAAGCUGAGUCAGAGUUCUCCUACGUCGAUGACGGCCAUACCACAAUCCCCUACAACACCUAUGCGAUCCUUGACACACCCGCCGCCGCCGCGUAUAACCCGCCUGGCAUGAUCCACGACUUAUCGUGGGACAGCGAGGACGAGGAGGAUGGCGAUAGCGAGGCCGAAGACGGUCUCGAGGCGGGAGAGGAGGAUGCCGAGCAGCAGAGCAUCGAGGGCGAAGACAGAGAGAGGUCGUUAGAGGGAGCUGACAUGAUGGACGGCGAGGUUGUCCCUGAAGAGGAAGAGCGGCAACUGGCUGAAGAAGAAGGGGAAGGAGUUCCUGAGGAUGGUGAAGUCCCGGAGAACGACCCUGCGGAGGAAGAAGCCGCCCUCGAAGACGGCGAACGCGGCCUGGGUGAUGACGACCUCGCCGAGGAGGAAGAACUGGCUGAUGGGGAAGGACCCGUCGACGGGGAGAUUCCUGACGGCGACCAGUUCGACGAAGAACCGCUAGAAGCCGUGGAAGAUGGAGUACCCGACGAGGAAGUCCUGGAGGGCGAGCGUAGCCUCGAUGUGGAGGAGGGAGAAUUCGCCGCUGAAGAUGGUGUGAUCGCCGAGGAUGGCGAGCUCGGCGAAGGGGGUUUUCCCGAGGAUGGUGACUAUGCUGAGGAAGGAACUCCUGAGGGCGCCGAGAACGUCGCCGAGAUGGAGGAGGGGAUGGAGGACGGCGGGGAGCGCGGCCUUGACGACGAAUUCCUACCCGAAGGCGAAGCGGAGUUCCCGAUGCAGGACGCGGAAGCGGAAGAGUUCCUGUCCGGGGACGGCGAAGCCCCUCUCGAGGAUGGGGAGUUCCCGCCCGAGGGUGAGCGUGAGUUCUUACCAGAAGAGGAAGGCGAAGUCCCCCCCGAAGGCGAGGGUGAGUUUCUACCAGAGGAGGGAGGCGAGUUCCCCCCCGAGGGCGAACUCCUGCCCGAAGGAGAAUACCCCCCCGAAGGCGAGGGCGAGUUUCUACCAGAGGAGGGAGACGAGUUCCCCUCCCAAGGUGAACUCCCGCCCGAAGGAGAAUACCCCCCCGAAGGCGAGGGCGAGUUUCUACCAGAGGAGGGAGGCGAGUUUCCCCCCCAAGAUGAACUCCCGCCUGAAGAAGAAUAUCCCCCCGAAGGCGAACGCGAGUUUCUACCAGAGGAGGGCGAACUCCCACCUGAAGGUGAGCUCCCACCUGAAGGUGAACUCCCCCCCGAAGGCGAAAUUCCCUUAGAAAGCGAACUUCCACCCGAAGGAGAAUUCCCCCCCGAGGGCGAACUUCCACCCGAAGGAGAAUUCCCCCCCGAGGGCGAACUUCCACCCGAAGGAGAAUUCCCCCCCGAGGGCGAACUUCCACCCGAAGAAUUCCCCCCCGAGGGCGAACUUCCACCCGAAGGAGAAUUUCCCCCCGAUGGCGAGCUUCCACCCGAAGGAGAAUUCCCCCCCGAGGGCGAGCUUCCACCUGAAGGAGAGUUCCCCCCCGAUGGCGAGCUUCCACCCGAAGGAGAAUUCCCCCCCGAGGGCGAGCUUCCACCUGAAGGAGAGUUCCCCCCCGAAGGCGAUAUUCCCCUAGAAAGCGAACUUCCACCCGAAGGAGAAUUUCCCCCCGAUGGCGAGCUUCCACCCGAAGGAGAAUUUCCCCCCGAUGGCGAGCUUCCACCUGAAGGAGAGUUCCCCCCCAAUGGCGAGCUUCCACCCGAAGGAGAAUUCCCCCCCGAGGGCGAGCUUCCACCUGAAGGAGAGUUCCCCCCCGAAGGCGAUAUUCCCCUAGAAAGCGAACUUCCACCCGAAGGAGAAUUUCCCCCCGAUGGCGAGCUUCCACCCGAAGGAGAAUUCCCCCCCGAGGGCGAGCUUCCACCUGAAGGAGAGUUCCCCCCCGAAGGCGAUAUUCCCCUAGAAAGCGAACUUCCACCCGGAGGCGAGCUUCUCCCCGAAGGUGAACUUCCACCGGAAGGUGAAUUCCCACCCGAAGGAGAACUACCCCCCGAAGGAGAAUUUCCCCCCGAAGGCGAACGCGAGUAUCUUCCCGAGGGUGAAGACAACUUUCCUGUAGAAUGCGACGAGCUUCCUCAGGGAGAGCCUUUUAUGGGCGAGGAAUUCGCUAACGGGGAACAAUUUGCUGAUAGCGAACAGCCCCUCAAUGGCGAAUUAACUGAUGGUGAGUUCCCUUCUCAUAGCCUCCCCCAAGAUAAUCUCGCCGCCGGCGAAUUUCCUGGGGACGGAUAUGCCGAUGGUGGGUAUCCUGGCGAUGGUGAACGGGGCUUUGACGAAAACCUCGGUGGACAACCUGUAGAUGACGGGUUUGUCGAUGACGGACUGCUCAACGACGGCCAACCGCCCGGUGGGUAUGACAAUAGCUACCCUGCUGAUAACUACGCCGGAGACGGAUACCCUGCCGAUAACUACACCGGAGACGGGUAUCCUGCCGACAAUUACGCCGGAGACGGAUACCCUGCCGACAACUACGCCGGAGACGGAUACCCUGCCGACAAUUACACCGGAGACGGAUACCCGGUUGAGAACUCCAACGGGGUUUACCCGACUGACAACUACAACGGGACCGCAUACCCAGCCGGCAAUUACGACGGGUCCGGAUACCCGGCUGACAACUACGACGGGCCGCCCCCUAUUGAAGAACCCCCUUUCGAUGAGCGACUACCUUUUGAUGAACCACUCCCUCUUGACGAUCAGCCACCUAUCAAUGAGUCUCCUCUUAAUGAAGGGCCGCCUCUUGAUGAGGGGCCACCUUUUGGUGACGGACCCCCCUUUGAUAGCGGCCCGCCUCUUGAUGAUAGACCGCCUCUUAAUGAAGGGCCGCCUCUUGAUAAUGGGCCACCUUUUGAUGAGGGACCCCCUCUUGACGACCAAUACGACCAACUACCUAUCAAUGAGUCUCUUCCUCUUGAUGAGGGGCAGCCUUUUGAUGAGGGACCCCCUCUUGACGACCAACCACCUAUCAAUGAGUCUCUUCCUCUUGAUAAUGGGCCACCUUUUGAUGACGGACCACCUCUUGACGACCAACCACCUAUCGAUGAGCCUCUUCCUCUUGAUGAGGGGCAGCCUUUUGAUGACGGACCCCCUCUUGACGACCAACCACCUAUCGAUGAGCCUCUUCCUCUUGAUGAGGGGCAGCCUUUUGAUGACGGACCCCCUAUUAAUGAGCUUCCCCCUCUUGACGAUGGGCCCCCGUUUAAUAGCGGCCCGCCUCUUGACGACAGACCGCCCGUUGAAGAACCGCCUAUUGACGAUGGACCACCUUUUGACGAUAGACCGCCCCUUGAUGACGGGCCACCUCCUGACCAGGCUGGUCUAGCUGAAGAACCUCCGCUUGAACCACAAUAUGACGACCGUCCUUUCACCAAUGACAACCCCGGGUAUCAGCCACCGAUAGAAGAUCAGCAAUUUGUUGAUUCUGGUAUGGCCAAUGUUAACGACCAUCAAAUGGAUGGCGGAUACCCCCAGGAUGAUCUUGGUCAGACUGGUGGUAUCAGGGAUGGGGACGAUGGAAUCUAUUCGGGGGCCGGGUAUGGGGACGACCCGGUAGACCAAUUCACGAACAACCCUCCACCAGAGGAGAACUUUCCGCCGGGGCCUGGCAGUUCAAUACAAGAUAGUUUUCGCGAGCAAACUUUGGACAACUUUGACAACCCGUCCCAGGAUUUCCAGCCACAAGACCAGUACCCGCAGGACAACUUUGACAACCCGCCCCAGGAUUUCCCGCCCGAAGAUCACUACCCGCAGGACAACUUUAAUAACCAGCCUCAGGAUUUCCAACAAGGGGACCAAUACACGCCGCCACCCGUCGAUGGCUACAACGACCAGCAAAAUUUCCCGCCCGAAGACCAGUACCCGCAGGACAACUUUGACAACCCGCCUCAGGAUUUCCCGCCCGAAGAUCAGUACCCGCAGGACAACUUUAAUGACCAGCCUCAGGACUUCCAACCAGAGGACCAGUACCCACCCCCUCCUGUUGGUGGCUAUAACGACCAGCAGAACUUCCCGCCCGGAGACCAGUACCCGCAGGACAACUUCGACCAGCACCAGGAUUUCCAACCGGAGGACCAGUACCCGCCCCCUCCUGUUGGUGGCUACAACGACCAGCAGAACUUCCCGCCCGGAGACCAGUACCCGCAGUCCCCUAUUCAGGAUCAGAACAAUUAUGAGCCUCACCACUACCCGUUUGACGAUCAGACUCAGGAACCGCCGAUGGACAGCUACAAUACCCGAUCUCAAGAAUACCUGCCUGACGGCCGAUUCCAGGAGCAACCGAUGGAAGAGUAUCAUACGCGAACACAAGAAUAUCCAGUUGAGGAGCAGUCCCAAGGUCAGUCUCUGGGAAACAACUUGGAUACUCCAUACCUGCGGUCUUCUGAAUCCCAACAUCAGCCGGGUUUUGAGGACAAGUAUAAUCAAGACCCUCGCAUGCCCCCAGGGACUGAGCCUCCUGCACAAUACUAUUACCCAGAUAAUCCGACACCGUAUCAACCAAACGAACCAAUGGAAAUGACAAUGAAUUCCAAUGGAGGCCAAUAUGAUGAAUUUAUGACCGCAGCUCAAGGUCUCAGAAGAAACAAGGGUCAUAAAAAAGACAGAUACCGAUGGCUGCUUCCGGUCAUGGUGACUGCGACGUUAGGUUGGGGCGUGGAAGCACUGGAAGAGCAAUACCAUGCAGGAAACAUUAAGGCUUCUGGAUUCAGCUUCAAAGCUAUUGCAGCCAAACUCUUGGGAUCAAAGACAAAGAAAGAUCACAGUGGCAAUAGGGAUGCGCAAAGGUUCGGUGCGGCUGGUGGGAUGGCAAGGGAGGAUGAGAUGAAUCCGACCAGGCCCCAGGAAACGCCUGAUCUGGGAGACGAGAUGUCUGACCCGAACAAUCAAGAUCACACCAACGAUGCAAUGCAGAACGCUGGACCGACUGAUCAGGAUGGGGAGUGGGAAGACAUAGAUGAGAACGAGCCCGUGGACAGCAAGAAACGCAAGGGCGGUUUGUUCAGCCUAUUCCGCAAGAGGAAGAAAGAACCCGACCUUGAAGCCCAGGAUCAAGAGUUCCUGGAUGGCCAAGAGCUGGGCAUUUCGAACGACGGACUGGACGCGAACGCCCCGCUAGGCGGAGAUGGAUAUGCCGACGAACAAUAUCCUGCAGAUCAAACCGACAUUCACUCCGACCCGAAGGCCAAGCAGAAGAAACGAGGCUUCUUAACCACACUUUUCGGAAGCAAAGAGCAUAAGACACAUGGUGCAGAGGCCAUGGAUGCUGGUGAUAUGGGUCAGGGUAUGAACCAAGGGGGGUACUCUUGGACAAAUGAGAACCUCGACAUGACGCGAUCCCCGGAUAUGGCAAGGAGGGAGAGAAUGUCUCAGUAUGGUUCUGACCAGCACUAUGACGGAGACGGCUCCCAGAACGACAACCCAAAACCCGAGCGACGAGGCUUUCUUGCGACUCUCUUCGGGUCGAAGAGGCCUAAGAGACACGGCCAGGACAUUCCAUGGAGCACCGAAGAAUAUCCUACGGAAACAUUGCCAGAGCGGGAUCCAUAUGGUGCUGAUACUAUGCCACAGGAGCAGUAUGAUAGCAUCACGCACUCUCCUCAGAUGACCCAAAAGCCUAAGAGAAAGAGCAUCUGGGCGGCCCUUUUUGGACGCAGGGAAAAGCGCACGCAGUCAGACGAAAUCGCCGAUUCCGCCAUGGACACAAACCGCGGGGAUAGGGAAUAUCCCAUGGGGUCUCUUCCAGGCGAACAAAUGUAUAGCCAAGGAAGCACCGUGCCACAUGGGGAUAAUGGCAACAACGAUCCUGAGUGGGUUGCCCAAAACCCCGAGAAGAAGGGCUUCUGGGCCACCAUUUUCGGAUCCAAGAAGUCCGAUAAAUCCAGACCCUUGGGCAACGCCGAUUCAGAGGAGCUCAACCAAACCCAACAAAGAAAAGGCGGUCUAUUUGCCCGCGCCCAGACAGCCAGCGGACAGAAUAGGGCAGAACGCCGUGCCAAAACCAGAAAAAGAGGUUUCUUCUCCCGGCUCUUUGGCCGCAAGCAACAAAAAGACCAGGACAUAGAGAUGGGCAACCUCAACGACUCUGACGAAGCUCGGAUAGGCCACGUCAGAACUGGCAGUCCUCAAGUCCACCAGGGCGAGUCCGGCGCGCGGCGCUCCGCUACGGCUGAUGUUAUCGGUAAUGACGGCUUCGAAGACGUGCCUGAUAAGAAGCGGAGGAAGAGGGACAAAGAAGACAGGAAGAAGAGAUCCCAGAAGGAGAGGAACAAGAAACAAAAGAUGGGUCUCUUCCACCGAGCCAGCCUUGCCAGCUCCAGCAACACAGGUAAUAAGGAGAAUGGCAAUGGAAAGAAGAAGACUCGGCAGAGCAUGGUGCACGAUGAGAAUGGGAACGUCGUGGCUCAGCCGCGGGGCACCAGGAAGUCCCGGGCCAAAGUGAGGUAUGCGCCAACUCCGCCGAGCAAGAACAUGCAUCAGUAUGUCAACCGGCCCAAAUUAAACCGCAAUGAUACUCCUAGCAACGACCCAUGUGUUCGGGUGACAACCUAG